UCAGCAGCUGCCUUCACUGGGCAGGGCAAAUUAUACCGUGGCCCAGCCAUAAAAGCCACUUUCCAAAAAAAGAAGCUUUAGGGCCCCUGAGAGACGCAGCUGAACCUCUCACCUGGCAGUGCCUGACUCAGGAGGUGAUGUCUGGGCCAUGAGCGACAGAGCCUGGUGUCCCUUUAAGCAGGGAGUACAAAUUCUCAUCCCUCCCUCCUGCUCUCCCUGACGUCAGCUGGAAGGCGUGUGAGUGAGUGAGGGGCCAAGGUACCGCCCGCGCGAGCACGCGCGCGCGCACACACACACACACACACACACACGCACGCACAUCUUCCAGACCCAUCCCCUGCCCGCCAGCUCCACGAGACAGAGAGAAGCAGAGCGCAGACGCCGCAGGAGGCAGUGCCUGGACCCCGGCUGCCCAGGAGAGACGGAGCCCGUGGCUGGUGAGGCCGCAGAGCAGGGCCAGGCCGGGCCCUGCCCGCAAGGACGCCCAAACCCCUCAUCGGCCCCUGGGCCCCAGAGCCCACCAGGCUCUCCCGCCGGCCCCACCAUGACUUCGGAGUCCACGUCACCCCCAGUUGUGCCCCCGCUCCACUCCCCCAAGUCCCCAGUCUGGCCCACCUUCCCCUUCCACAGGGAGGGCAGCAGGGUCUGGGAGCGGGGUGGUGUCCCACCUCGGGACCUACCCAGCCCUCUGCCCACCAAGCGGACCAGGACCUAUUCGGCGGUUAGGAGUGAGGACCCAGCACGGGGUACCGGAGGAGACGAUGUCCUGGUUGGGUUUGGAAGAUGUAUCAGGACAGCCCGGGCCUCAGCUGGCCCCGUGUUCAAGGGCGUCUGUAAGCAGUUCUCACGCUCACAGGGCCAUGGCUUCAUCACCCCCGAGAACGGGUCCGAGGACAUCUUCGUACAUGUGUCUGACAUCGAGGGGGAGUACGUGCCAGUGGAGGGCGAUGAGGUGACCUACAAGAUGUGCCCUAUCCCGCCCAAGAACCAGAAGUUCCAGGCCGUGGAGGUGGUGCUCACUCAGCUGGCCCCCCACACUCCCCACGAGACGUGGUCUGGCCAGGUCGUGGGCUCCUAGGCUGGGUGGCUCACAGGCCAGCUGGCUGGGGGGGUGGGGAGCCACACAGGGUGAACGGGCAGCAGCCAGCUCCAUGCCCCACUGCCCUGGCUGAUCAGUCCUUCGGUGGCCUCAGUGUGCACGUCUGUCUGUCUGUCCGUCUGUGCUUGUGGCUGUGAGCGUGUGCCUCCACCCACCCCAUGACCCGUGACUACUGUGCGAGCUGGAAAGGAAGUGGGUGGAGGGCGAGGCCACCAGACCUGGCUUCUCGCUGUCCACUGCCUUUCUCCUCCCCUCCCUGCCGCAGACACGCAGGACCUGCUCGCCCUCCUACCCACCCAUCCCCAUGGUGACUGAGCCUCGAGAGCCUGUGCUGGGCUCACUCCCUGGCCUCCGCCCCUGAGCUGUCCCAUGUCAGUCCACAGUUCUCUGUGCUACUUUUACAUCUCCCUCCCUUGGCUGAGGUCCCCCGCCACCAUCUAGACCCUUCCCUCAGAAGCCUGGCCGGUGGGUGCUUUUGGGGAGCCUCCCAGCCACUGGCAGGGGAGGAGGACAAAUACAGAGGCACACAGGCCCCUCACUGCUGAGGCCAGCCUUCCUUCCUGCUCUGCUCUCAGUGCACUAGAGAGGCAGGAAGAGGGGCCAGAGGGCGCAAGGGGUUUGGGGCUCCCAUUUCGCCGGCCAGUCCCUCCUCCUCAGCCUGGCAGUGGCUCUGGGCUCCUUCCCCUGGGCUGUACUGAGCCAAGCCCAGGGGUUUGCAGAGGGUGGGGGUCCAUCUCUCCAGCUUGGCUGCAGCCCUCCUUUACCCUGACUCACAAGCACUACUGAUGCUCUGCGCCACGCCCGGCUGACAGCUGCUGAAGAUGCCGAGAUGGACAGACACACAUCCAUCAGGCAGGGCCGGGCCAGGGCACCCACAAGGAGGGCCCUCAGCCUGGGAGACUGGCCCUGCGGCCCCCACGUCAAACCCUCUUCCCAAAGCCCUGACAGACCAGCGGCUGAGGUGUGGCUCUUGCUUUUACCGUGUCCAUCCCUGAAGAUGUGUGACUGUCGCUGUCACCUGGAGUCCUUUUGGGGCCAAGAUGUGUAUGCACUUGGGGUCGUGGCCAUUCACUCCCAUACAGGGGUGAGGGUGGCCUGGCCCGGGAGGCCAGGAAGGAGGGCCCUGUCUGCCUCCACCUCUGGGCGCACCCCCUGCCUACCACCCUCCCUUCUAGACAGCACAUCGCCUGACUGGGGAGAAGUGGGGCCAUGGUUCAAGGGAGGGCCGGCCAGGGGAGUCACCCUUAUGAAACCCAGUCUGUGAGUAACGGGGGGCUAAAAUACCCAGGAUGAGGGGAUCAGUGACUGUCUAGGAGGAUCCCUGGCCUUGUAGGUGCCCCAAGACCCCAGGGUAGAGAUCAGCUGGGAUGCCUGCAUCCCAACCUUGCCCCCAGGGCCCAUCACAUAAAAUCUGGGAGCCCAGAGCUGCUGAGGUAUGCUGGUCAGCUCCCCUAAAAUGGGCACGGCCCAGCCUGUCCCAUGAGGAACAAAGGCCCCUGGCCCCCUUGAGAGAGGGCUUGUUAGUGAGGGAUGACUCCUGGGGGCCCCCAAGGCUCCCCUCCUGUAGGGAGGCCACCUCUUAAGGUACCACUAUCAGUCAGGAUGUGGUGGCAUCAGCCCUGGGGCCGCCUGGGUGGCAGGGGGGCAGCAGCUCUCCUCCCCACUCACAGGCCUUGCAGUGCCCAUUUGGAAUUCCUCCCAAGACCCCUGGCCACCCAAACCCCCCAUUCUUCCUAACACUGGCAAUAAACCCUCAACUGUGACCCAC
Molecule: messenger RNA, 2867 nt
Organism: Chlorocebus sabaeus (green monkey)
Lineage: Eukaryota; Metazoa; Chordata; Mammalia; Primates; Cercopithecidae
Gene: CSDC2
Product: cold shock domain containing C2
Biological process (GO): regulation of mRNA stability
Cellular component (GO): cytoplasm
Molecular function (GO): mRNA 3'-UTR binding
Source: RefSeq, a predicted model, not a curated record